AUGAACCUCUCUCAAACCCUCAAAGCGGUUGCAUUCGCAUGGCUGCUUCCCUUAAGAUCAAAUGCCAUCGAGCAGUCACCCUUAGGUGUAGAUUUGAAUGCUUAUCAGUCGGACUUUGGCCCAAGUUUGAUCAGUGCUUGUUUCAGCGCCUGUCAUGAUUUGAGAGCAGAUUUUAGAUCGCAGGUGACGUUCUAUGGCGAAGAGUUGUACGAAGCUGAACUAUCACGUUUCUGGUCUCUUCAACAGUCUCAGACACUCCCGGCAUGCAUCUUCCUCCCCGAGAGCUCACACGAUGUAGCGUCCGCUGUCCAGAUUGCACGAAGAUCGAAUUGUCAUUUUGCAGUCAAGUCAGGCGGACACGCCGCCUUUUCCGGCGCGUCGAAUUCCGAUGGUGGUCUCACCAUCAAUUUGGCGGCAAUGAACGAUAUAACAGUUAAUGAAGACCGAGCAACCGUCUCCGUGGGACCUGGAAACAGAUGGGUGGAUGUGUACCGGCGCUUGGAGAACCUUAAUCGAACAGUCGUUGGCGGUCGUAUAGCGGAUGUCGGCGUUGGAGGAUUGACGCUUGGAGGAGGCAUUUCCUUUUUCAGUAACAUGCACGGCUGGGCUUGCGAUAAUGUUGCAAGCUAUGAAAUUAUUACAGCCUCCGGAGAUGUACUUACUGCUACACCUACUUCUCAUAAAGAUUUGUACUGGGCGCUUCGCGGCGGAGGGAAUAAUUUUGGCAUAGUGACCAACUUCGAACUGCAUUCGUACCCCCAAGACCGAGGGUUGAUGUGGAUUGGGAAGCUGAUGCAUCCUGGUCGUCGGAAUGCGACUCUCAUCGACUCGUUUGUGGAUUUCGGCUUGAAAGGGACGGAUCCCAGCGCUACGAUGCUCUUUAGUAUCGUCUAUCUCCAAAAACAGGACGAUUUCGUCUGUGUUAGUGAAAUGGACUAUGCCGAGCCCCUUGCAGAUGAAGUAGCAUAUCCAGCAGUGUACAAUGCUUUCUUCAAGGUCGGCGGAGUCAUCCAAGAGACAAAAUCGACAAAGACGAUAGUCAGCGUUAUCGAAGACCAUAGCGUUUCAAACCCCAACGGACUGCGUCAAAGCUACUGGACUGCCACAUUCCGCUUAAAUUCAGCGCUGGCGCGGGAAAUCACCGACAUCUGGACACAAGUGGUGAACCCAAUAAAGCAAAAAGUGCCCGGAAUAGUGCCCGUCUUGACAUUCCAGGUCAUCACCACCAGUAUGAUGGAGCACAUGGGUGACAGAAAUGGGAAUGUAUUGGGAUUGGAAGAUGAAAAAGAGCCGCUUAUGCUCGUUGCUCUGAGUGCGAUGUGGAUUGACAUGACCGACGACCAUAUUGUUCUGGAGGCAUAUUCCGAAUGGCUCGCUCGGUCUAAUGCGAGAGCUCACGAUCUGGGACUCGACCAUCGAUAUAUUUACAUGAACUAUGCAAGUCAAUUCCAGGAUCCAAUUAGAGGUUAUGGAGCCGAAAAUGUCGCAAAGCUGCAGGCCAUCGCAGAGGAGUACGAUCCGCAAAGGGUGUUCCAGAGACUACAGCCUGGUUACUUCAAGCUCUAG
Molecule: messenger RNA, 1566 nt
Organism: Talaromyces marneffei
Lineage: Eukaryota; Fungi; Ascomycota; Eurotiomycetes; Eurotiales; Trichocomaceae
Exons: 2
Coding region: 1-1566 (521 amino acids)
Molecular function (GO): FAD binding
Source: RefSeq, a predicted model, not a curated record